Molecule: messenger RNA, 2475 nt
Organism: Rubroshorea leprosula
Lineage: Eukaryota; Viridiplantae; Streptophyta; Magnoliopsida; Malvales; Dipterocarpaceae
Source: the annotation of a GenBank genome assembly
GGUUUUGGGGCGUGACAGAGAGCCUGGCAGAUCUUCAUGAAGAGUUCAUCAGAGGAGGAUGAUAACAGAGGGAAAGCAUGAAUAUCAGAUUGAUCAAGAUCAGCUGCAAAGAAGGAGGCUAGGUGACUCAUAUGAUUGGGGCUUGUAUAAACAAGCAACGCCCUAUUUUUUCACAAAUUUCCCAGAAGAGUGGACACAAGAAGACAUGUGGAGGACCUUUGUGAAGUUUGGGAGGGUCUUUGACAAUUACAGCCCUCCUAGAAGAAGCAGAAACGGUAGUAGGUUUGGAUUUGUAAGAUUCUUGGGUGUGAAGGAUAGAAAAGAGCUUGAAAGAAAGUUGGACAACAUUUGGAUUGGGGACCACAAAUUAUGGGUAAACUACCCAAGGUAUAAUGACACCCAGCAGAAGGAACUGGUGAAGGGACAGCAAACGAGUAGACAUGGAAAAGGGGAAGGAGAUAGGAGCAGGGAGGGUCAUGCUAUGGACCAAGAACAGGACAGAAAAAAUACCAGAUUGGAAGAUCAGAUAAUGGACAAAAAGAAGGUAUGGGUAGAGAAAGGAAGGAUGGAUACCUGGGCUGGUUUAGAGUACAAUACCAACAAAGAAGAAUCCUCAUGGCUGGAGGGUUGUUAUGUGGGAACGACUCACUCCGUAGAAAUGGUUAGAAACUUGCAGGAAAAAUUCUAUAUGGAAGGAUAUUUCAACUACAGAGUUCGCGCAAUGGGAGGAAGAUUGGUGCUGAUGGAUUGUGAAGAUAGAGAAGAGUUGAAAGACUUGGUAGAAUCGGCAUCAGAAUGGCUGGGACAAUGGUUCGAAAAGGUGUGUCCCUGGUCUCCAGAGUUGAUAGCGAAAGAAAGAUUCGUAUGGAUUAGAUGCCAAGGUGUGCCGCUAGAUGUUUGGGGCCAUGACUUUUUUGAAUCCAUGGGGAGGUCAUGGGGCAAGUUCAUUUGUUUGGAUGAUAGCACAAGCCAAAGAAGGAGGUUUGACAUAGCUAGAUUCCUAAUUUCAACCCCGAUCAUGAAUACCAUCUCAGUGUUGAGAGAAAUCAAAAUCAAGGGGUCCCUGUAUAAAAUCAAGUUUUUGGAGGAGGAAUUCACAAAUAGUUUCUUCUCUUUAAAACAAGAUUUUAUUCCUCAUUUUCAAAGCGAAUCAGAGGAACAUGAAUCAUGGUCAUUGGAGAGCGAGACUGAGGAUUAUGUGUGGGAAAAAGCAGUAGAGCAAGAACAGGGGAGCGGCAUACCGAUGGAGCUCGAGCUUGAAGACGAUGACGUGAAAGGUAGCAGAGGAGAGUUAGGUGGCAUGUCUCAAUCACACGUGCAGGAUAAGGAAGAGGAGACAGUGGAGAAAGUUGCAGACAGCCUGGAGUGUGUUCAAAUUUCAAACGGUAAAGUGGACAGAAAAGCAGAGGGGAGAGUAGCACAGGAGGCGAGGAGUGAGGAAAGGGUAGAGAGUUCAAAAGAAGGUAGAAAAAUGAGGCCGGGCUUCAAAAAGAAAAUAAAUUUGGGCCGAAGAAGGCAGCCCACUUCAUAUGAGAGCAGCCCAAACCAGGCGAACUCAUCAAGCAUGAGGCCAGGUAUAUGCAGACCACAUCAAGCCGAGGGAGCAAAGUCAACUUCUGUUAACAAAUCAGGAAAUUCAAGAAACAAGGGUUCUGCAUCAACAGCCAGCAAAGAGGAAAAGGAAGAUCUCGGUGGGCAGGACACAGUAAGCAAAGAGAACCAGAUGAAGAGGACGAAGUGGUGCAAGGAAGGCUUCCCGCAGCAAAGGAAGAAGAAAAUUUGCCUCUGUAGUUUGGUAUACAUCAAGGCCAGAUCUGCAGAAGAAGGAAAGCAGAGGAGAAAAAACCGAGGGAGGCAAAAUAAGAAAUCAACGGAGGGGAUGGCAGAGCCGAAGUUCAUAGCAAGCCCAAAUGGUGAAAUUGCAGGAGAUUCGGUUGGUGACAGUGGGAUCCAGAACUGUAAUCGAGCUUUGAGAAAGCAACUGCAAACCCAACUAGCGAAGGACAUAUGGGAUCUAGCCAAAAGGAUGGGCGCCACAGUGGAGAAUGAAGAGAUAUUGAAAAAAAUUAAUGAAAUGGAGGGUAGAGAUAAACGAAGCAAAGAAGACUUAGAGAGGCGAGCGGUGGAAGAUCCAAAGAAGGUAAGCAAUUUCUGUGAUGAUACUGAUGUCUUUUAAUAUCAGAGGGCUUGGAGGGUUGGGGAAAAAAAGAAAAAUUAGAGAAGUGGUAAAAAAAGAGGGAGUAGAAUUUUUAGCAAUACAGGAGACGAAGAUAGAGAUAGUUAACAGAAGUGUAUGUAGAAGAAUAUGGGGAACCGAUGAGUUUGAAUGGAUUUUUAAACUGUCAGAGGGUAUGUCUGGAGGCUUAUUGUGUAUAUGGAGUCGGAAUGUGCUAAAAAUGACAGAGGUGAUUGAAGGAAAAAUUUCAUAGGAGUUUUUGGGGAAUGGGGGGGAGGACCAGGUGCCUGUCUAUAUUC